This is a messenger RNA of Harpegnathos saltator (Jerdon's jumping ant), 3529 nucleotides long. RefSeq names its product Importin 9 (gene Ipo9). The record is from RefSeq and is a predicted model, not a curated record. Gene Ontology annotation, cellular component: nuclear envelope; cytosol. NCBI's taxonomy places the organism in Eukaryota, Metazoa, Arthropoda, Insecta, Hymenoptera, Formicidae. Bases 376 to 3459 code for a protein of 1027 amino acids. Gene Ontology annotation, molecular function: small GTPase binding. Gene Ontology annotation, biological process: protein import into nucleus. The transcript is spliced from 15 exons.
UAUACUCGUUUCUAUAAUUCUGAAUGAUAACUCAUCUUACCAAAUAUGUGAACAGUGAAAUAACCAAUUUGUCGUACCGGCUUUCAGAAAAUUUUGAACGACCGUUCAGGCACUAUCGGUUUGCGAGGAGCUGAUUAUUCGUAAAGAUAUCGUGUAGAAUCCUACGCACAUAUAUAAUUAAAAGGACGACAAACUGGACUAGAAUUUAAAUAUACAUAUAAUUGUAUUUUUGAAUUUCGUAGACACUUUGAGACGUUAGAUGUCAUAAUUAACACACCACCAACACAAUUAAUGAUGACUAAUAGAACAUCACAUACUUACACGCUGUGUAAUAAUUUUAAAUGCUGGCCAGUAAAUUAAUAUUUACCUCGCACAAUGAGUGUGGUCACUAAUGAUAUACAAGGUUCUUUAAAAGAAGCUUUGUAUGAGACAUUAACUGGAAUCUUAUCACCACAUCGUGAAACUCGGCAAGCUGCUGAGCAAAGAAUUCAGGCGUUAGAGGUUACAGAAGAAUAUGGGAUACACUUGACGGAAUUUGUCGUUGAUCCAAAUGGACAUUUACCAAUUAGACAGUUAGCUUCUGUCUUACUAAAACAAUAUGUUGAAGCACAUUGGUGUUCAUUGGCUGAGAAAUUCCGUCCACCAGAGCUUAAUGUUGAUACCAAGCAAAAGAUCAAAGAGUUACUACCUUUAGGACUUCGAGAAUCUAUCAGUAAGGUACGUAAUGCAGUGGCUUAUGCAAUAUCUGGUAUAGCAUGUUGGGACUGGCCUGAGAAGUGGCCUUCCCUCUUUGAGAUUCUUGUCAGUUGUUUAAGAACAGAAAGCGAAUAUGCCGUUCAUGGAGCAAUGAGAGUCUUGAUAGAAUUUACUCGGGAUCUCACAGAUGUUCAGUUGCCAAAUGUGGGGCCUGUUAUUCUGCAGGAGAUGUAUAGAAUAUUUCAAAGUGAAAAUUAUUCCAUCAGGACGCGUGGUCGUGCGGUUGAGAUUUUCGCGUCUGUUACAACUUUGGCUGUUACGGGAAUUUACGAGAAGGGAUUUGUAGAGCAGUAUUUACAGCCAGUCAUUCCUAUGUUUUGCCAGAAAUCUGUCGAGUGCCUCAGAGUGCCUAAUGGGCCAUCUAGUGACAUUGGAUUUAAAACAGAUAUUAUUAAAGCUAUAAACGGUCUUGUUAAAAAAUUGCCCAAAUAUGUAUCAGACUUUUUACCUCAAAUGUUACCGUCUAUAUGGGAGACAUUGUCGCAAAGUGCGAAGACUUACCAGGAAACGACAGUGAACGGAGACGAAGAUAUUAACGAUAAGGAAGUUGAUUCCGAUGGCGAAGUGAUCAACUUCAAUAAUUUGAUCAUUGCGAUAUUCGAGUUUGUUCAGUCCAUAGCGGAUCACAAAAAAUUCACAAACUUAUUGGAUAAUCUGCUACCGGAACUCAUGUAUUAUCUGAUAAUAUUCAUGCAAAUAACGCCUGAUCAGAUCCAACUGUGGACGAAUAAUCCAAAUCAAUUCGUCGAGGAGGAUGAUCAGUGCUUUACUUACAACGUUAGAAUCUCAGCACAGGAGCUUCUAAUGGCCCUCGUCAAUCAGUUCGCGGAGGUAGGGAUUCACGCGCUUUGCGACGUCGUGACGCGACAUAUCGAGGCGACGAACGCCCUGAAAGCUAGCGGCGACGGUAAUAACAGCAAUGAGACUUGGUGGAAGAUACAAGAGGCUUCCAUCAUGACAUUGAGCAUUUGCAAAGAUGUCAUUGUUGAGAAACAACUGGGUGGCACAUUGCAGUUCGAUUUUAUCCGAUUUCUAGAUACAGUUGUAUUGGGCAUGUUGAAUGAUUCAGGCUCACCUCCGUUACUACUCGGUCGCUGCUUAUGUCUCGGCGGAAGGUACGCCCAGAUAAUGCCGCCGGAAGUGAGCUCGCGAUUUCUUGAAGCAACGGUUAACGGCUUACAAGAGAAUCAACCGUCUUGCAUUCGCAUUAGUGCCGUGAAGGCGAUCUUUUGGUUCAGCGAAACGCCGCCCGAGGAAUCGGUUGCCAACAUAAUACGCUGCCACUUACCUAACAUUUUCCGCGGGUUGUUUAAUCUAGCUAGUCAGCCGUCCACGAACGUUCUGCUUCUGGUCAUGGAGACGUUUCACGUGCUAAUUGCGCUACAUAAAGAAUUUACAGCAUCAGUGGAAAACGAGAUUUGUCCUUUGACAAUUGCAGUGUUUCUAAAGUUUCAUAGCGACCCGGUGAUGUUACAACUAUGCCACGAGAUAUUCAAGGAAUUGACUCAGAAUCCGGGCUGCAUCGGGCCACUGCAAACUCGUAUAAUACCGACUCUUACGAGUAUGAUGGCGAUCACGCCUAUGGACAAGUCGAAAGACGAGGGAUCUCGAACCGCAGCGUUGGACGUUUUGAUAGUCUUGGUGCAAAAUUCGCCGUCACCUCUGAGCAACGCGUUGCUCGAGACCGCAUUCCCGGCUGCUUGCCACUGCGUCCUCAACUCGGAGGACCACGUGACGCUGCAGAGCGGCGGUGAACUAAUACGCGCGUAUUUGGCCGUGUCGGCUCAGCAAGUGAUUACGCACCAAGAUAGCGAAGGGCGGACUGGACUGCAGUACACACUGGAAAUCAUCGGCCAGUUGCUGAACCCGCAGUCGAGCGAAUUCACCGCCAGCUUCGUCGGGCGUUUAGUGACAACGCUGAUCAGGAAUGUGGGCAACAGUCUCGGCGAGAACCUCGAUUUACUGCUGAAAGCAGUGCUGAGCAAAAUGCAGACGGCCGAGACGCUGGUGGUCAUGCAGAGUUUGCUGAUGAUUUACGCACAUCUCAUAAACACGCAGUUCAAUGCGGUACUGAACUUCUUGUCAACCGUACCCGGGCCCACGGGGCAGAGUGCGCUCGCGUUCGUGUUAUCCGAGUGGGUCAGCAGGCAGCAUCUGUUCGUUGGCAGAUAUGAGUGCAAAGUCGCGACGGUUGCGUUGUGCAAGAUCUUGGAGUACGGAGUCACUCAGGGGGACAGCAGACUGGACGAGAUCACUGUCAAGGGAGAUCUGAUUAUCCCAGGAAUCGAGGAUGGCGUGAGGACCAGAAGCAAAACCGAGUCGCGGCCUUACGAAUGGACUACGGUACCUGUACUUGUAAAGAUCUUUAAAGUAAUAAUCAACGAAUUGUCAGACGAUAUGGAGGCUGAUAGUCCAGAUACGAAUGAAUCCGACGAGGAGGACGACGACGAAGGCGAGGAGGAGUUGAUAGAUCCUGGGAACGAGAACGUGUUACGGAUAGCAGCCGUGGACGAAGCUUACGACAAUACCGACGAGGACCUGGAGUCGGUGCAUGAUUCGAUUUACCACUUAAACAUGAGCCAAUAUCUGCGCGAUUUCCUACUCAACUUCUCCACUCAUCACUGCUUCCCCAUGUAUCUACAACACCUGAAUGUGCCAGAGCUGAAAGUCCUCAACAACAUCAAUAUCAACGCUCUCAUGUAAUAGGACAAUUUACAUCGAUCGGGACAACAACUUUUUGAAUUUCAUAAUAAACGAGCAGUCUUCUUUUCUA